GCUCUUGGCGUCUCCUCCGAGCAGCUGAAGAAGUGGAGGAAUUGCGACCAAAAACCACAAAGCGUCCAUCAAUCAGCAGUUCAGUUUCACUUUCAGCCUCAGUCACGGAGGAAGCUCAGCAAGUGCACAGUUUGUCUAUUUUAGUUUUUAAUCCAGAAUCUAAUUGAAUAACAUGUGAAGCCCUGCGACUAGACAAGGGAUUCAGAAUGGUCUCAGAAGGUCUUCGGCAGCGACUCCUUAUGGACGGUGUUCUAAGUGCAGGUGUUGUAAAGUGCGGAGGGUUUCGUUACGAUGACGGAACCCGAUAUGUGGGCGACUGGAGUGCCCGUGGCCAGAAGCACGGCAUGGGUCAUCUCCUCCUUCCUGACGGUACUCGCUAUGACGGCGCCUUCAGCAAUGGCAUGUGUUCAGGCUUGGGUGUGAUGUGUUUCCCGGAUGGCUCUAAGUACGAGGGAGAGUUCAUGCAGGGCUGGUUCCAUGGUCAUGGGAUCUUCUGGCGCAGCGAUGGGAUGCGCUACGAAGGGGAAUUCCGUGGUGGACGGAUUUGGGGUCUGGGACUUGUGACAUUCAGCGACGGUAGCCAUGGAUUCCCACGCAAUGAAGGAUUCUUCCAGGACUGUCGGCUGAUCCGGAAGAAGAGGUGUCCAGAAGUGGUACAAAAGGCCCAGAAGAUAGCACUAAUGGCCAGGGCUCAAUGUGAUCAGGCUUUUUGAGCAUUUAUUCGUGAUAUUAAAGAUCGUAAUUUAA
Molecule: messenger RNA, 747 nt
Organism: Phlebotomus papatasi
Lineage: Eukaryota; Metazoa; Arthropoda; Insecta; Diptera; Psychodidae
Gene: rtp
Product: MORN repeat-containing protein 4 homolog
Exons: 2
Coding region: 207-713 (168 amino acids)
Source: RefSeq, a predicted model, not a curated record